GCCAAAUUUAGAAUAAAACUGUAGGUGAAUGUCAAUCAUUUCAUUAACCAUGUGUUGGCUUUUGAGGAAAACAUAGAAGUGAAGAAACAGGGGUAUGGCAAUGAGUGAUAGAGAAUGGCCGUGCACAAAGUGCACGUAUCUUAACAGACCAGAGAGGAUGUGCUGCGAGAUUUGUGGCUUCAGGUCUAUUGAAGAUGAUGAAGUCCCUUCUACUAUUGUUCAUCCUCUCUCCACAUUUGACAUAGAGGAAGAUUCUGUAACAACCGAUUCUAACCGAGACUCCUGGAAUCCACCCCAUCAAAUAUGUCCACCAAGUCAGUCCACAGGAUAUUGGUUUGAGCAUAUGGGCGACGACAGGCGAAAAGACGGAAGCUUUUUGAGAGAUGAGUUGAGGAUCAUACUGGUUGGAAAAACCGGAUCUGGUAAAAGUGCGACAGGAAAUACCAUUUUGGGCAAAAGGAUUUUUGAAUCGGAUGUAUCUAAUUCAAGUAUUACCAAAUGUUGCAAAAAAGGAUCAGUCCGAAGAUUCGAAGAGGAGUUACUAGUCGUAGAUACUCCAGGCCUUUUUGACACAGGCAUGACAAAUGAGGAUAUUACUAAGGAGAUUUUGAAAUGCGUGGGAAUCAGCGCCCCAGGGCCUCAUGCCAUUUUGCUCAUCAUCGGAAUCGGUCGGUUUACCAAAGAGGAAAGAGACACAGUUGAAUUACUACGGAAAGCCUUUGGUCCAAACAUGCUGAAAUAUUUGAUAAUUGUUUUCACACGAAAAGAUGAUUUAGACCGUGGGGGAAAAUCUAUAGAGCAGAUUAUAAAUGAUGCCCCUUCGUCUUUAAAAGAAAUAAUCAGCAGUUGUAAAGAUCGAUUCUUUGCCAUAGAUAAUACAGAAAAAGGUACUGAAAAGUCUGAAAAGCAGGUGAUGGCCCUUAUAGAAAUGAUAAAAGCAAUGGUGAAGGAGAAUGGAAACAAAUUCUACACUAGUACUAUCUUUGACCAAUCUGAGUUGGCUAUUAGAGAACGCGAAAGAGAACUGAGAGCUAAAUAUGAGAAAAGCAUGGAGGAGAUCUCAAAUCUUAAAAAGAGAGAAAGGACAUUGGCUGACAAACUAGCAUGUAUGGAGGAUCAGCUUCAAAUUGACCAACAAAGUCUCACUCGCCGACUCAGUUCUUUACAGACGGAUAUGGACCAUUUGAUGAUCGAAACCAUUCCUGAUAGUUUUGAUGAGGAUGAAAACUCAAAAUUGGUCAGUUUGCAACAGAUGAUUUUAGGAGUGAAGAGCCGUCUGGAAGAUGUGAGGCAAGAACAAGAAGAGAAGAUGGACGAAGAUUUCAGGUGUAUGUUUCCCCAUGAGUGCUCUGCAUUUCAUCAUCCAUAUAGCGAUGGGCUUGACCGAUAUUUCAGAGACAAUGUUCGAAAUGAGAUUGAAAGUGGAGAUACAAAUAUAUUGAAAAAAGCGUGGAAGAAUAUCAAAAAGGCGGGAUCAGAGCUAGUCAAUAAGUUUAAGGAUAUAUUUGACACAGUGAAGGAGAAGAUGGGAGUUUGAUGAAUUUUUCAUCAGUUACUUUAUAGUUUCAUACUCUUGAUUGCAUGUUAAUACAUCAUCAUGCACCAAUUGUUGUGAUUAAUGUUUCAGUAAAAAAAAUCCACUUUGCAUCAGCAACCUAAAUUAUCAUAUAGUAGUCUCAUACAAACGUUGCUAUGUUAUAUAUUAAAAUCAAAUAAUUUCUAUGCUAAAA
This is a messenger RNA of Saccostrea cuccullata (small rock oyster), 1730 nucleotides long. Its product is annotated as GTPase IMAP family member 4-like. Gene Ontology annotation, molecular function: GTP binding. The coding region runs from base 95 to 1537 and encodes 480 amino acids. The record is from RefSeq and is a predicted model, not a curated record. Lineage: Eukaryota; Metazoa; Mollusca; Bivalvia; Ostreida; Ostreidae. The transcript is spliced from 4 exons.